GCUCAUUAAAAUAAGAGCAAUCAAAUAAACAUGAGUUGUACAACAAAAAUUAGUUAUACCAUACUGUAUUUGCUUAUAAUUAAUUCAGUUGCUGUGUUUCUGCUCUGUUCUGUACUUGACUGGGCCUUCCCAUAUGCAUUUUUACUUCUUUCCUUUUAGGAAAGCUCAAUUCCCCUGACCUUAUUUGUAGAAACUAUUCCUUGUUUAUACUGUUUCCCUCAUUUUCUAACUCUUUUUUUAAUCUGCUACAAGACAUUUAAAAUAAUUUUGUUUAUAUGUAUCAACAUGGAUGGAUCGCGAUGGGUCGGACACGACUUCGCAACUAACAAUAACAACAUCAACAUGGAUGCAUGGAUGUAUUAAUUAUGUAAUUUUACUGGAUUAUCUAAGAUUAUCCUUUGCCACUGAAGAUAAUUUAUAUUAUGUUAAGUUGACCUUUCUUUUAAAAAUAUUUUUCUUUAUAAGUCCUUGCUUAAUGACUGGUAACUUAACAAUUGUCCAGCUUAAUAGCCUUGGAAAGGAUGCUUUAAGGCCUGUAAAGCACUUCCGACCAUCACAAAGCAUGUGUGCACACACAACAUCAUGUGAGUGUGAUGCGGAUGUGUGAUGUGGAUGCUUGACAACCUGUCCCUACUUACGGGCAUUACCAACAUUCAAAUCACAUGAUAACGUUCAUGUUAUAGCUCACUCUAUUACAGAAUAUUAUACAAAUAAUAUUGGAAAUAUUGGUCUCUCAUAUUAAAAAUUAUGAUAGCUAUGAUUGUUAUCUUGGUUAACUUCUGUGUAAAAAAAAAUCAACUCAAUUUCGAUACUUGUGUUAUGCCUUAUUUGCUUUGAAAAAUUGUUCUAUCCAUCAGAACCUUCCAUUUCUCCUAUUCCAGGUUGAGUACUUUUCUCAGCAAAAAGUUGUCCAUCCUUAGGAUGUACAUUUACAGCUUUACUAACUUCUGGGGGAAGCUGAAUUUUUUAUUUCUUUUCCAAAAUAAUUUUAUUAAAUCAUAGGGCUGGGAGGGACCUUGGAGGUCUUCUAGUCAAACCCCUAUUACAAUUCCAGGAGACAAGCUGUUCCAUUGAAUGAUUGUUCUCAUUGUCAGGAAAUUUCUCAUUAGUUCCAGGUUGAAUCUGUCUUUAAUGAACUUCUACCUAUUGCUUCUUUUUUUGGGGGGGGGGCAAUUUUUUAAAAAUUUUCCAUAAUAAUUCCCACAAUUUAACCAGUGUACAGUACAAUCACUUAUCCAACAAUCGAUCCUAUACUCAGAUUAUGCUCAAUCAGGCCUGCUUAGUCGCCACUCCCUUCCUUAAUCCUUCCUACUCUUCUCAUCCUUCUUCUACUUUCCCCACCAUCCUCUCCUCGCUUUCCUACUUCCCCACCUCUUUCCCACUUCUCACUUCCAUCCUUUCUAACCCUCUAUCUUCCCCUCCUUCUCCUCCUCCUAUCCUUUCUUCUCCCUCCCUUUUUUCCUACCUGCCUGCCAACUUUCUUCCUUCUUUACUCUUCUUUCCUUACCCUUUCCCUUCCGGAAUGGUUACUGAGCAGCCCCGACUUUACACCAUUCCAACUUGUUUAAUUCUACCAUUAUUCCUGUACAAUGGCAAUCAAUUUAUAAUCUUCCCCUUCCCUCCCCCAUUUCCCCCCUCCCCCCCGAGACUUCCCAGAACAGAAUACAGGAUAUAGUAACUAACAAACAUAAUCUAAAAUAUAACAUCAAACAUAUUCCAUUUCACACCAUCACACUAUCAAUUCCUUUCUUUCUUAAACUCUAAUACAUAGCAAUUCCUAACUUCACUGAAAAAGUAAUUGGUAUUUUUUAAUCUGAUACUUAUUUUGAAUAUAAUCAAUCCACUUUUUCCAUUCCAAAAUAUAUUUUUCUUGUGUAUAUUCUUUCAAGUAGGGAGAAAUUUUUGCCAUUUCUGCUAAAUUUGAUACUUUACUAAUCCAUUCUCCAAUUGUAGGUAAGUCUUCUUUCUUCCAAUAUUGUGCAAUCAAUAGUCUUGCAGCAGUUAUUAAAUUCAAAAUCAGUUUUGCCUCUAUAACAGUGCAAUCUGGAAUUAUUCCUAAUAAAAGGAACUGUGGAACAAACUUGAUCUUCUUUUUCAAAAUGUUUUGCAUAAUCCACCAUAUUUUAAUCCAAAAAGUUUUAACUUUUUUGCAAGUCCACCAUAUAUGAUAAUAGGUAGCAUCCUCACAAUCGCAUCUCCAACAUUUUGCUUUCACAUUUAGAUACAUACAUGACAGUUUUUUAGGAUCUAAAUGCCAUCUAUAAAACAUUUUAUAAAAAUUUUCUCUUAAAUUUUGUGCUUGCGUAAAUUUAACAUUCCUCACCCAAUAUUUUCCCCAUGUUUCUAACAUUAUAGGUUGUUGAAAAUUUUGUGCCCAUUUUACCAUAUAAUCUUUAAUCAACUCCAUUUCUGAAUCAAUUUCAACCAAUACAUUAUAUAAUCUCUUUAUAUGCUGUUGACCUUGAUCUUUUAUUUGUUUUACCAAGUUAUCAUCACUUUGCCUUAUACCAAUUUUCUGAUCUAUUUUCCAUCUAGAUUGCAAUUGUCCAUACUGGAACCACGUAUAAUUUCUCCCUUCAUCCCUCAAUUUAUCCCUAGAUUUUAACUGUAAUUCCCCUUUUUCCAUAGUCAAAAGCUCUUUGUUAAGUGAUAACCUCCAUUUUUUGUAAUAUAUUUAUAUUCUCUAUCAUAUGUCUGGGGAUAGUCCAUAUUGGUAUCUUUCCAUCUAACUUAUAAUGAUAUUUUUUCCAAACCCUCAACAAAGCACUUCUGACCAUAUUAUUCUUAAAUAUCUUAUCAAUUUUCUUGUCAUAUAUUACAUAUGCAUGCCAUCCAUAUAACAAACCAUAACCUUCUAUAUUCAAAAUCCUUUCCUCUGUUAAAUUAAUCCAAUCAGAAAUUAAAGCUAAAGCAACUGCAUCAUAGUACAAUUUCAAGUUAGGCAUUUUUAAACCCCCUCUUUCCCUAACGUCUUGCAUUAUUUUUAACUUUAUUCUCGGUUUUUUACCCUUCCAUACAAAAUUACUAAUCCCUUUUUGCCAUUCUUGUAAAUUUGCAUCUUUCUUCAAUAUUGGAAUCAUUUGAAACAAAAAUAAAAAUCUAGGCAAAACAUUCAUUUUUAUAGCUGCCACUCUUCCCAACAAUGAUAAUUGUAACUUCUUCCAAUUCUCCAUUUCUUUAAUUACUUUUCCCCACAAUACCUCAUAAUUAUUUUUAUAUAACUUUACAUUCGAUGCUGUAAUAUAUACUCCUAGGUAUUUAACCUUUUUAACUACUUCAUAUCUAGUUAUUCUUUCUAGUUCUUCUCUCUGAUGUGUAUUCAUAUUUUUAAUUAUCAUUUUUGUCUUCUGUUGAUUCACUUUAAACCCAGAUACCUUACUAUACUGAUCAAUUGUCUCCUUUAGAUAUACAGCUGAAUGUAUUGGUUGAGAUAAAGAAACAACCAGAUCAUCUGCAAACGCUCUUAAUUUAUAAUCUUGAUUUUUAAUUCUAAUUCCUUUUAUUCGAUCUAAACCACGUAUAUUACUCAAUAAUAUUUCCAAAGUUAGAAUGAAUAAUAACGGUGACUUGGGACAUCCUUGUCUAGUCCCUUUCUCAAUAUAAAUCCACCAUUUACUAUUAUUUGAGCUGUUUGCUUUUGAUAUAUAGCCUUAAUUGCUUGAAUAAAAUAAUCCCCAAAUUGCAUUUUUUCUAUUACUUUAAACAAAAACUGCCAAUCCAAUCUAUCAAAAGCUUUUUCCGCAUCCAAAAAGUAGAGUGCUGCUGAAACCUGGCUGUUUCUUUCCAAAUAUUCAAGUAAAUUUACAGUUCGUUUCAUAUUAUAUCUCAUCUGUCUCCCCUUAAUAAAUCCUGUUUGAUCAUUAUGUAUUAAUUGAGUCAUCAGUGGCAUCAAUCUAUUUGCUAAUAUCUUAGCAAAUAUCUUAUAAUCAGUAUUUAAAAGCGAUAUUGGCCUAUAAUUCUCUGGUUUAACACCAUCUCAAUCUUCUUUAGGUAUUAAUGAAAUAAAAGCUGUCCUCCAUGAGGGAGGAGCUUCUCCUCCCCUUUGUAUUCUGUUGAAUAACUCCUUAAGUGGUACAAUCAUCUCAUUUUGUAAAUUUUUAUAAUAAGUAGUUGUCAAACCAUCUGUACCUGAUGCUUUAUUCGCUUUAAGGUGCUUAAUUGCAAACACUAUUUCCUCUGAAUAAAUUAAUUGAUUCAACUCUUCCCUUUGAUCUACUGUAAUUUCUAAGAUACCGUGGUCCUGUAAAUAUCUAUCUAUAUAUUUAUCAUUAAUCAUAAUAUUCUAAAAAGGCUUUUUUAAUCAAGUUUUGCUGAUAUACUUCCUUACCUCUAUAUUCUAUUUUAUCAAUUAUAUAUCGUUUCUGUUUCUUUCUUAAUAAAUAUGCUAACCACCUUCCAGGUUUAUUAGUAUUAUUGAACAAAUUAUGCUUUGCAUAUUGUAAAUUAGUUGCCACCUGAUCAGCCAUUAACAUAUUAAAUUGACCUCUUAAUAUAUUUAUUGACUCUUUUAUUUUACUAUCUCUUGGAUUACAUACCAAUAACUGCUCCUUCCUUUUAAUUUCCUCUUCUAAUUCUUUUCGCUUUUUCUGCAAUCUAUUUCUAUAUUUAUUAUUCAUAUCUAAUAAAAUUCCCCUCAUAUAAAGUUGAAAUAAAUAAAUAAAUAAAUAAGCCUUGCUGGUGUCCCAAACUAUCUCUAUAGAUGUCCCCUUAUCCAUAUGCAAAGAAAAAAAUUCCUUCAUUUGAGUUUUACAUUCAUUUACAUUUUGUUCAUAUUUAAACAAAUUCUCAUUCAUCCUCCACGACCUCCUGGCCUCCUUUUCCCGAUCUAGCUCAAUCCAAACCGGACUAUGAUCAGAAAAAGUUCUAGAGUAAAUUUUUGACUUCUUCACUCUGAAAAAUAAAUCAUUACCUAUUGCUUCUUGUCCUGUCCUCCCUGUGACAACCCCUCAAGUACUGAAAGACAGCUAUCAUGUCCUCCCUAGACAUCCCUAGUUUCCUUAACUGUUUAUCAUGCUAUUUAGUCUUCAGACCCCUUAUCAUCUUCUCUUUGCUCUUUCUAGUAUUUCAAUAUCUUUUGUAUUGUGACAACCAGAACUGAAUGCAGUAUGCCUAGUGCAGUAUAUAGCACUUACUAUCACUUUUUGUGAUCUUGAUGCUAACCCUCUGUUGAUGUACCUAACAUUGCAUUGGCUUUUUGACAGCUGCAUCAUACUGCUGACUAAUAUUUAAAUGGUGGUUGUGACUUGGUGGCCUGGCAGGAGAGAGAGGGGAACUGUGCCAUGCAUUUGGUGGGCUGGGGCACGUGUGUGCAGCCCAACUUGCACAAAUUGAGCUGUGCGUGUGCACAUAUGAUGGCCGGUUGUGAAUAAGCCACAGCCCAGGGAUUGGGGACACUGCACUAGGACACCUAAAUCCCUCUAAUGUUGAGCCAGGUACUACCUAUUCUAUACUUGUGCAUUUGAAUUUUCCUUCCUAAGUGCAGGACCAUUCUCACUACUGAACUGCAUCUUGCUGGAUAGAAUCCAGUUUUCAAGACCGUCAAGACUCUUCUAAAUCUUGAGUCUACCAGCUAGAGUGUUGGCAAUUUCCCUCCAGAAACUGCAUUCCUAAGAUGAUUGACAACUAGAGACCUGUGGAAGAAGAUUACCACGAGGGGCCGAGAAGGAGCUGGCAUUGGACCAGACCAGCCUGACCUCCUGAAGGAGGAGGGACAAUUGGGGGGAUAUGAUAUGUUAGCCAUAUUUUGUCUCAGAUCCAACUUUACUAAGCUGCUAUCAAGACUGUAACUAGUAAAAGUACUUUUCUUUAUUGCAAAUGAAGUCAAGGUGAAUUCUUUCCUAGUUAUAAUCAGAGGCAGUCUGACAUUAAGUUGGAUCUCCUCAGCAUGUUGACCAACCAGGAUUGCAACCGCAAUACCGAGGUGGGAGAUAGAAAAAAUGUGAUGGAAGGCCAGCUGCCGGCUGAGCCGGGGGAGGCGUCCGGAGGAAUUUCUGCUGACACUUUUAACCCUGAGCUGGAAGAUUGCAGAGCUCGGUGGAUAGAGCAAUUAAAGCUGGAAGAGAAAGGUUGGAAACCAGACACAGAAGAGCUUCCCUCUGGAGUGACAAAAAGGAAAAAAAAGGGGAAGGAAAGACUUUCGGAAGCAGAACAAGAGAUAAGGGACAAGCUCCAGUUGGAGGAGGCCUUGCGCCUUUUCCGCGAAGUGAAAGAAAGACAAGCAGCUCGCCAAAGGUAUGAAUCCCCUAUUCGGUCCUCCAGGUGGGAGGGAGAAGAGGAGGAAGAAAUUACCAAGGGGCCCGAUGGAGGAGUUUCCCAGGGCGGAGAGAUUUCAGAAGGCCCAGAGCUAGAAAACCCUUUCCCAGAGGCAGCUGAAUUGGGUAGAGAACGCAUGCCACCUGCUGACCAAGCGAGGCUGCGCAGGGGAAGGAAAAAGCCAAAAAUUCCCCCCAUAUCAGAGAAAUUUGAUGGAAAUGCCAAGGAGCUGGAACUGUUCCUGGCGAUAGUGAAUGACCACAUGAUAGACUGGGGGGAAGAUUAUUGGUCACAGGCAGCACAAGUUAGAGCUGUGACCCACAACUUGACAGGAAGAGCAGCUGCAUGGCUUGUGUCGCUAUAUACCAACCACUCCCCAUUACUGCAAAACUACGAGCAUUUUAUUACUGCACUGAGGAGGAGGUUUGAGGACCCCCUGGCAGAGCAGAAGGCCAAAGGUCGAAUGAAAACCAUCAGGCAAGGGAGGAGACCGGUGGCUGAUUACAGCCAGGAGUUCAGUGAUUUAGUUCCCUUGAUGAGAGGGUGGUCGGAGGUGACCCUUGUGGACAUUUACAAAGAUGGUCUGAAUGGAGAUCUCUAUGAACUGUGUCGGGCACGAGCCUCUCCAACCACGUUGUACGGCUGGUACACCCUGGCAGCGGAGAUGGAAAUCGAACUAGUGAAGGACCGUGGCAGAAGACUGCGCACUGGAGGACUGUACCCUGCCCAUUCUCCUGGAGGCGCUUAUAGGGACGUCCCUAGAUCGGAGGGUGGGAGACAACGUUCGACUGCGUGCUACAGAUGUGGGAAAGAAGGCCACCGAGCAGCCGACUGUCGGGUGAAGUUGGUGCCAAGCACGACCUCUGGUGGUGAAAAGGAACCAGUGAAACCAGCUGCUAAGGCGCGAAAGCCGGCAAAAGUGGGGGAGGGCGUUGCCAAGAAGGGCACGCCCAUCAAGGAGGAUUGUGAAGCAUCAACCGAUACUGAUGACAGUAAAACCACGUCAGAGUCCGAUGAAGACCUUCUGGUGAGUUGGACACGGGGCCCCUUGGACAUUCCAGUCAACCUGCAUGUACCCUCUUCGGGUAAUAAGGGGGAAAUGCUUGCACUACUAGAUUCUGGAUGUACUAGAUGCAUGAUCAGUCCCGAACUAGUAGAAAAAAUGGAACUAAAAUUGAGAACCCUAAGUAAGCCCAUAGCGUUUGCCCAGUUGGAUGGCUCUGUGGCAGGGGGAGGACCCGCCCAUUUCGUAACAGAACCCAUAGAAAUGAUAAUAGGAGACCAUCGCGAGAUUCUAAACUUCAUAGUAGCCCCAGGGAUGGACCAACCCUUGCUGCUAGGGCUGUCAUGGUUGCGGAAAUGGAACCCCCAUAUUAACUGGAGAACGGGAGUCUUACGUUUCCGCUCAAGAACAUUAAAAAGGGAAAAAGGGGAACCCAAGGAGAGAUCGACUGUGGCCAUGUUCCAAGAUACGUUGGGGGCAAUGGUUGAGCGGAUAGACAGGGAGGAGAGGAUACCUAAGGAAUACUGGGACUUGCGAGAAGUCUUUAGUGAGAAAGCAUCAGACGUUCUUCCUCCCCAUAGGCCUAUUGACUGUGCUAUAGACAUCCUUCCGGGGGUAAAGCUUCCAAAACCAAAAGCUUACCCCAUGACCCAAAAGGAAUUGGAGGAGCUACGUAAAUUCAUAGACAAAAACUUAGAGCGGGGCUUUAUCCAGCUGGCUAGGCCUCGCGUGGCUGCGCCAGUGAUGUUCCGGGAAAAGAAAGAUGGCUCCUUUCGUCUGAUAGUUGACUAUUGGAACCUAAACGCAGUGUGCGCCGAAAACAUAUACCCCAUGCCGCUCAUGAAAGAUAUGUUAGCACAUUUAGCGAAAGGAAAGUUCUUCACCAAAUUGGACCUGCGAGAAGCUUACUACAGAGUUCGUAUAAAGGAGGGGGACGAAUGGAAAACCGCUUUCAACUGUCCACUAGGAUGUUUCCAGUUUCGAGUACUGCCAUUUGGACUGCAGGGGGCUCCCGCAGUUUUUAUGCAGCUGAUAAACGAAAUACUCCAUCAGCAUUUGUUUAAAGGGGUUCUUGUCUACCUUGACGACAUACUUAUCUAUACAGAAACAAUGGAAGAACAUAUUAAACUAGUAAGAGCUGUUCUCAAAAAGUUAUUAUCUGCAGAACUGUAUUGCAAGCUAUCCAAAUGUGAUUUCCAUCAAACUAAAAUAGACUACUUAGGGUAUCGCAUUUCAGCUGAUGGAUUAGAAAUGGAUCCGGGAAAAGUGAAAGCUGUCUUGGAAUGGGCCCCCCCACGCACACGCAAGCAGCUGCAAAGUUUUUUAGGAUUCGCAAAUUUUUAUCGUCAAUUCAUCCCCUCCUUUGCUCAAAUUGCUUUACCAAUAACCAACCUCUUGAAAACUAAAGGAGACACAAAACCCAAACCAUCAUUACCUCUCGAAUGGACAAUGGAAUGUCAAGCAGCGUUUGAAAAGUUGAAACGACUGUUUGCCGCUGAACCUAUUUUAAAACACCCCGACAUGGAUGUUCCUUUUGUGAUACAAGCGGAUGCCAGUGAUGUAGCAGUCGGAGCCGUUUUACUCCAAAACAAUGUUGAUGGUAAACUACAACCUUGUGCUUUCACUUCUCGAAAAUUGACUGAAACUGAAAGACGGUGGGCUAUUUGGGAAAAAGAAGCAUUUGCAGUUCAUUGGGCCCUACGCACAUGGAGACAAUUCUUAGAGGGUUCAAAUCAUCCUUUUGAAGUUUGGACUGAUCACAAAAAUCUAGAAGCCCUGAAAACUCCUAGAAAACUUUCACCUAAACAAGCCCGCUGGGCUCAAUAUUUUAACCGCUUUAAUUUCACUCUACAUUACAUUCCUGGGGGGAAAAAUUUUUUAGCGGAUGCUCUCUCACGUUUGCCCCAAUACAAUUGCACUCGCUCCGACGUGGUUCAGCCAAUACUUCCCGUUCAACAGUUAGCAGCCCCGGCUAUAACUCGAAGCCACUCCAAAGCCAAACCAUCAUUCCCAGAUGAACUGACCAAGUCGUUUAAAGAAGCUUUAAACUCCGAUGACUGGUACUUAGCGCAUUCCCAUGAAUGCACGCUCUGUGAUGGACUAGCUUGGAUUGGAAUGAAACUAUAUGUUCCUCUAUCACUCAGAGAAACCAUCCUACAACGAUGCCAUGAUGCCAAAAUGGCAGGACAUUUUGGAUUUGUAAAAACCUUGCAUCUUCUUAAAAGACAAUUUUGGUGGCCAAGUCUUAAAAAAGACAUCCAAGCAUAUGUAGCAAGUUGCCCUGUUUGCGCAUCAUCCAAAAGGCCUCCAGGAAAACCUCCUGGGCUACUUCAAACGGUAGCCAGGCCAGGAACCCCAUGAAAAGAAAUAUCCAUGGAUUUCAUAGUGGAACUACCUGAAAGUUCAGGCAAUACUGUUAUAUGGGUUGUGACUGACCUUUUCUCCAAACAAGUCCAUUUUAUUCCAUGUUCAAAAAUACCCUCCUCAAAGACUCUAGCAAAGUCAUAGAAUCGUCUAUUGUAAUGUCCUUCCUGUUAAAGACUACUUCAGCUUUAAUUGCAAUAAUACAAGAGCAACCAAUAGAUUCAAUGUUAACCGCUUUAAUCUAGAUUGUAGAAAAUAUGACUUCUGUAACAGAAUCAUCAGUGCUUGGAAUACUUUACCUGACUCUGUGGUCUCUUCCCUUAAUCCCAAAAGCUUUAACCAAAAGCUUUCUAAUAUUGACCUCACCCCAUUCCUAAGAGGACCAUAAGGGGCAUGCAUAAGAGCACAAACGUGCCUACCGUUCCUGUCCUAUUGUUUUUCUUUUUCUUCUUUAUAUAUAUAUAUAUAUAUAUAUAAUGGACAAAAAUACAAACAAGUAGAAGGAGCACCCAUGGGAUCACCCCUCUCACCUGUCAUUGCCAAUCUCUACAUGGAACACUUUGAAACCCAAGCUCUAGAAAAAUCUGAUCACAAACCCAAACUCUGGCUCAGAUAUGUAGAUGACACCUUCAUAAUCUGGCCACACGGGAAAGAAAAACUUGACAACUUCCUCACACACCUCAAUAGCCUACACCCCAAAAUACAGUUCACCAUGGAAACAGAAGUUAAUAACCAACUUCCCUUCCUGGAUGUCUUAGUCUACAGAAAACCCAAUGGCUCCCUAGGACACACCAUC
Messenger RNA from Ahaetulla prasina, 10415 nucleotides. RefSeq lists its product as uncharacterized. Gene Ontology annotation, molecular function: zinc ion binding; nucleic acid binding. Lineage: Eukaryota; Metazoa; Chordata; Lepidosauria; Squamata; Colubridae. The transcript is spliced from 2 exons. Bases 5885 to 9616 code for a protein of 1243 amino acids. The record is from RefSeq and is a predicted model, not a curated record.